UCUUCGCAAGCAGAGCGAUUUCUUUUACCAUUUGUUAAAUUUUAAAAUAUAUACUAGCUCGUAAUUUGUUUUAUCCUAUCUUCUCUUGAAAGUGAGAACUUGCAAUGUCCGCUGCAGCAAAAACAGCGUCCAGCGGCGUUGCUGGAAGCACGACUUCAGGGGCUGGUGCUGGUAGUGCUCCAGGCUCGAGUGCUGGCAAUGUGCAGGAAUUUAAGAUACGAGUGCCGAAGAUGCGAAAGAAGCAUCAUGUAAUGCGUUUCAAUGCGACGCUGAAUGUGGAUUUCGCGCAGUGGCGAAAUGUGAAACUGGAGCGGGAGAAUAAUAUGAAGGAGUUUCGCGGCAUGGACGAGGAUCAGCCGAAGUUUGGUGCUGGUUCCGAAUACAAUCGUGAUUUGCGCGAGGAGGUGCGUCGCAAGAAGUUUGGCAUUAUUGCCAAAAAAUAUCGGCCCGAGGCACAGCCAUGGAUUCUAAAAGUCGGCGGCAAGACUGGCAAGAAGUUCAAGGGUAUUCGAGAGGGUGGCGUCGGCGAGAAUGCGGCCUUCUAUGUCUUCACCCAUGCGCCGGAUGGCGCCAUUGAGGCGUAUCCACUGAAUGAGUGGUACAAUUUUCAGCCUAUUCAGCGCUACAAGUCUUUGUCGGCCGAGGAGGCAGAGCAGGAGUUCGGGCGACGUAAGAAGGUGAUGAAUUACUUUUCUCUGAUGUUGCGGAAACGCUUGCGUGGUGACGAGGAGGAGGAACAGGAUCCUGAGGAAGUGAAGCUAAUGAAGGUGGCAAAGAAAAAGUCCAAAGAGCUGAAAAUCACCGAUAUGGAUGAGUGGAUUGAUUCCGAUGAUGAAUCCGACUCGGAUGACGAGGAGGAAAAGAAAAAAAAGGAGGCGGAAGACAGCGAUGAUGAGGCCGGCAAAAAAGGCAAAGGCAAAAAGGGUGCCGAUAAGAAAAAGAAGAAACGAGAUGUGGACGACGAAGCCUUCGAGGAAUCGGAUGAUGGUGAUGAGGAAGGUCGCGAAAUGGACUACGAUACGAGCUCCAGUGAAGACGAGCCCGAUCCGGAGUCUAAACUGGACAAAGACAUGAAAGGCGUGGCCGAAGAAGAUGCUUUGCGCAAGCUGCUGACUUCAGAUGAGGAAGAUGAUGAGGAAAAGAAGUCCGACGAGUCGGACAAGGAUGAUGAUGAGAAGAAGAAAAAGGAUAAGACUAAAGACGAAGGCUCCAAGGACAAGAAGAAAAAGAAACAAUCAAAAGAUGACAAGAAAGCCAAAAGCAAUGGCAGUGAAUCGUCCACUGAUUUCAGCUCAGAUAGCUCUGAUUCCGAAGAUGAUCUCAGCAAUGGCCCCAUCAAAAAGAAACCCAAUGUUAAGGACAAAGAUAAGGACAAUGGCAGCACAUCGACAUCCAAGGCAAGCACCAGCAACGCCGCCAGCAACAGCAAUACCAACAAAUCCCGCUCCGCCACACCCACUCUGAGCAAUGACAACAACAAACGUAAGCUAAACAGUCUGCCCAGUGAUCUCACCGGUUCGGAUACAAGCAACAGUCCAGUUAGCACACCUGCCAAGAAGCCCAAAAACGAGAUCAGCACCUCACUGCCUUCAACAUUUGCCGGUGUAGUCAACAACAAAAUCGAGGAUUAUGGCAUCACUGAGGAGGCAGUGCGUCGCUAUCUGAAGCGCAAACCAUUGACGGCCACGGAGCUGCUGACCAAGUUCAAAAAUAAAAAGACUGGCGUCUCCAGCGAUCGCUUGGUGGAGACAAUGACCAAAAUCCUAAAGAAAAUCAAUCCCGUCAAGCACACCAUCCAAGGCAAAAUGUAUUUGUGGAUUAAAUAGACAGCCUACCACCACUUACCACCCAUCAUUUAAAGCCGCAAUCGCCACUGACAAAGCCCUUCGCAAUCGCUUCCCAAGUUCUCAACAUCUCAAUAACUGUCCAAAUGACCUUAUUAAUUCUCAAUUAUUUUUAUAAAUCCGAGACUUAAUGCCAUUUAGGGAAAGGUGAUUAAUAUUUAGGAUGUUUCUGCGAAUUUGUGCGAGUUCAAUUUAUAUAGCCUAUAGAAUGUUGUAAGUCUGGAAUAAAUAUAAAUUGUUUUGAAAUGAC
This is a messenger RNA of Scaptodrosophila lebanonensis, 2094 nucleotides long. It is a transcript of the gene TfIIFalpha, whose product is annotated as general transcription factor IIF subunit 1. The coding region runs from base 105 to 1826 and encodes 573 amino acids. The record is from RefSeq and is a predicted model, not a curated record. Gene Ontology annotation, biological process: positive regulation of transcription elongation by RNA polymerase II; transcription initiation at RNA polymerase II promoter. Lineage: Eukaryota; Metazoa; Arthropoda; Insecta; Diptera; Drosophilidae. Gene Ontology annotation, molecular function: DNA binding; TFIIF-class transcription factor complex binding; RNA polymerase II general transcription initiation factor activity. The transcript is spliced from 4 exons. Gene Ontology annotation, cellular component: nucleus; transcription factor TFIIF complex.